This is a messenger RNA of Lepus europaeus (European hare), 927 nucleotides long. Its product is annotated as beta-1,3-galactosyltransferase 5-like. Gene Ontology annotation, cellular component: membrane. The record is from RefSeq and is a predicted model, not a curated record. Gene Ontology annotation, molecular function: N-acetyl-beta-D-glucosaminide beta-(1,3)-galactosyltransferase activity. Lineage: Eukaryota; Metazoa; Chordata; Mammalia; Lagomorpha; Leporidae. The coding region runs from base 1 to 927 and encodes 308 amino acids. The transcript has a single exon.
AUGGCUUUUCUGAAGAUGCGGGUGCUGUAUGCCUGCCUCCUGGUUGUGGGCGCGCUCUGCGUGUACUUCAGCAUGGACACUCUGGUAGCCUUCAGGGAAGGGCCGUUGGUUUACAAGAAGGAAAUCGGGAAGUUCCUGCAGCUCCCGGAUGCUGACUGCAGGCAGAAGCCCCCCUUCCUCGUCCUGCUGGUGACCUCGUCCCUCCAUCAGGCGGAGGCGCGCAUGGCCAUCCGGAAGACAUGGGGCCGGGAGAGGACGGUGAGAGGGCGGCAGGUGCGGGCGUUCUUCCUCCUGGGGAUGUCGGCCAGCAAGGCCGAGAUGGCAGCCGUGGCCCGGGAGAGCCAGCAGCACCGUGACAUCAUCCAGAAGGACUUCGAGGACGUCUACUUCAACUUGACGCUGAAGACGCUGAUGGGGCUGCAGUGGGUGUACCACCACUGCCCCCAGGCGGGCUUCGUCAUGAAGACCGACUCGGACAUGUUCAUCAACGUGGACUACCUGGCCGAGCUGCUGCUCAGGAAGAACAAGACGACGCGGCUCUUCACGGGCCACUUGAAGAUGAACGACCUCCCCAUCAGGAACAAGUUCAACAAGUGGUUUGUGAGCAAGUAUGAGUACCCGUGGGACAAGUACCCGCCCUUCUGCUCGGGCACCGCCUACGUGUUCUCGGGCGACGUGGCCAGUCAGGUGUACAACGUCUCGGAGAGCGUGCCCUUCCUCAAACUGGAGGACGUGUUCGUGGGGCUCUGCCUGGCGAAGCUGGGGAUCCGGCCGGAGGAGCUGCACUCCGAGCAGACCUUCUUCCCCGAGGGGCUGCGCUUCUCCGUGUGCCGCUUCCGGAAGAUCGUGGCCUGCCACUUUGUCAAGCCCGCCGACCUGCUGACCUUCUGGGAAGCCAUGGAGAGCUCCCAGGAGGAACAGUGCUAA